CGCAGCAUGUAAACAAACGUUCCCCAGACAAUUUCCACCAGCAAGGAGAAGCGGGAAAAAGGUCCAGGUGAUAUCAAAAGUCUAACAAAAAAGACAAAAGACAAGAAGGAAGUAAGAGAGCUUAGAUUUUUCCUUUUUUUUCUAACUCUCUCUUGCAAGAUGUCGAAGGCCAGGACUCAGGAGCUGAUGAAGCUGGACUUGUAUGAAAUUUUAGGAGUGCCCCUUGAUGCCCAGGAAAAAGAGAUCAAAAAGUCGUACAGGAAGAAAGCCCUGAAAUGCCAUCCUGACAAAAAUCCGGAUAAUAAGUCAGCUGCGGAAGAAUUUGACCAAUUGAAGAAGAUCUUGGAAAUAUUGCUAGACCCUGGUGCUCGUUCGGCUUAUGACAAGGUACUAAAAGGCCGAAAAGCAGCUGCGGUGAGAGCUCGAGCAGCUAGUGCAAAAACCCAAAAGCUACGAUCUGACCUUGAGGAGCGAGAGAGGCGAGCGCAAGAACAGCCUCGGAUAUCAGAGGAAGAAAAACUUCGGCGAGAAUUAAAGAGACUAGAAGAGGAAGGGGAGAAGAUUAUUCAAGAUGAGCUGGACAGACUUAACACAGAAGUGGAACGGGAACUAAACAAACCUGCAUCCAAGGCAGCUGCAGAGCCCGAGCAAAAUGGUUACAAAGUCAAGGUGAAAUGGAUAGCCACGGAAGAUUGGCCAGGCUACACUGAGCAAGAAAUUCAUCAGCUCUUUUAUAAGUGGGGAGAAAUCAAUGCAAUGGUGAUGAAGCAGAGGUCAAAGAAAGGAACAGCAAUGAUAGACUACAAGACCAAGCAAGGAGCGGAUAUGGCAGUCCAGUUUGAGAAAGGCCAGAUUGGAAAACCUGUCGAAGUUUCACAUGUGUCCGAAAAGCCGCCAAAGGAAUCAGCGUCGAAGAGCAAAGCACCAGAACCCGAAGGAAAAAGCUUCGAUUUUGAGUCUGUGGCAGACAUGAAUCGAAGGCGAGAAGAGGAGAGAAAGAAGUUGAUUGAGGAAAUUUUGAAGAGUGAAAAUAUGUGAAGUUGCCUUUCUCUCCCCCUUCUUUUUUAAUGGAUGAAAGGUGCAAGAUUUGGAGUGUGAUAGUUUUAAGAGGGAUAUUUCUUUUUAAAUAAAACUUAUUUUUGGA
Molecule: messenger RNA, 1144 nt
Organism: Penaeus chinensis
Lineage: Eukaryota; Metazoa; Arthropoda; Malacostraca; Decapoda; Penaeidae
Product: dnaJ homolog subfamily C member 17-like
Exons: 7
Coding region: 160-1038 (292 amino acids)
Biological process (GO): spliceosomal complex disassembly
Cellular component (GO): spliceosomal complex
Molecular function (GO): RNA binding
Source: RefSeq, a predicted model, not a curated record